AAAUAUUUAUGCCAACUCAACGAUAAAUAAUUGAUACCUAUAUACAUGUAAAGAAUGGCUCACCGAAAUUUCACCAAUACAUACCUACAAAGAAAAGAAGAAGAAGGAUAAAGGCUAUUCAAGUAUUCACGAUUAAUGAAAUAGAUGUUGUGAUCAAGCACAUCCUCACUGCAUAACUACAUACAUGAAUGCUGCUAAACGAUAGUUAGUUAAGACAAACUUCACGCGAAACGCUUAUCUCAGUGCUGCCUCAAACCAAAAUAAUUCCAUACUUAUUUGCCGCCUACCUCAAAGAACAAAGUCACAAUGGCACCAGCCAGCUCCGAACUGCGCUUGCCAAAGCCAUCCGACUUUGAGGGCAGCGUUCAUCACACCUCCGCACACGACGAUUACACCUCAGCUCAAGCACAACUCAAUCAAAUCUAUGCCGGCGCGAUUUCGGGCGCUUUAACACGUACUAUAACACAGCCAUUCGAUGUCUUGAAGAUACGCUUCCAGCUGCAGGUCGAACCGCUGUCCAAGAACAAAAAAGGCAAGUACACUUCACUGUGGCAGGCCAGCAAAUUGAUCUAUCACGAGGAGGGUUUACGUGGACUCUUCAGGGGACACAAUGCCGGUCAAUUUAUGAGCGUCGUCUACAGUGUCGGACAGUUUUGGUCGUACGAACAGAUACGCGCCAUAAUGCGUGACUCACCCUUCAUGUCGACGCAUAUGAACACGAUGAACUUCCUUGCUGGCGGUUUUGCCGGUUGUGUGGCAACCAUUUUCUCCAUUCCCUUUGAUGUGAUACGCACACGCAUCGUGGCACAAGAUCCCGGACAGGGCUAUCGUAAUAUGUUGCAUGCGGUGCCGAUGAUUUGGCGCACCGAAGGCAUACGCGGCUAUUUUCGCGGCCUACAGCCGACACUGGUGCAGAUUGUGCCAUUGGUGGGCUUCAACUUUAUGUUCUACAAGAAGUUCAAUGAAAUGCUGGUGCGCACACCCUUGGCACGCAACGAAUUGCUGCCCACCUGGGUGUUGCUGUGCUCAGGCGGUGCGGCUGGUGUCGCCUCCAAAGCGGUCGUCUACCCGCUGGAUUUCAUUAAGAAGCGCUUGCAGGUGCAGGGUUUCGAACAACAUCGUACGAAGUUCGGGCGUACACAGCGCUGUAGAGGCGUUUUCCAUUGCAUAGAAUUGACGAUGAAAGAGGAGGGUGUACGCGGUUUCUACAAGGGCAUGUAUCCGACGCUGAUCAAAUCCGGUCUCAUGACCGCCUUCUACUUCACCAUAUAUGACAGAUGCAAAAUGAUACUUUACCAUUACUAUCAUCUCGGUGAGGGACGUACACCACCUGCCCAGUCGUAAGGGCAUGCAUGGGGUUUGUAGGAUGGCGAAAAGUGGACAUUUUUAACUCGUGGAUUGGAUUGGCUCGACUGAGGUGUGCAUUUCUGGGCUCAACUGGACGCACCUUUACUUAUAUUUACCUCAUUAUAUACUCUAAGAGCGUAGCAUAUAGAUUGUGAUAGCGUUUAAGAGACAAAACAAAAUCACUGCUUACAGUAAAUAUUACUUACUCGCUUACUGAUUUGCGUACUAAAUACUUAUACUACAGAUAAAGUUUUGCAAACACUCAAAAGCACUUAAUUGAAUUGUAUAGGCAUGCAUUAAGAAUUAAGCUAAAACCAAUUAUUUACUCUCUAUUUCACUCUUUCUUUCUCUAUUCCCAAUACACUUGUACUACUUGCAUUAUGUAGUUUGAUUUCGAUGACAUAAAGAUACCUACCAAUAUCUUGUUUACCACAUAUUUGUAAGCUCAAAAUUAUUAUGCUAGAACUGUAUUUAGUGAAAUCGAAGUUUUUGUAAGUUUUACUUCCAAAUUUGCAUAUCCAUUUAAACCUGCUUAACAUUCGGCUCUCUUAAUGAGUGUCAAUGAUCUUGAGUAAGUAAAAGAAUUCAACGUGCUUACAAUGCAUUUCCGUACAUUCGCAUGCGAGUUUAGCCGUUUUGCUCAAAUUAAGCUUCGAUAGUUAAUUAUAACACUUUUUUUUUAAUCAUAUAUUAUUUUAUUUAUUAAAGGAAACAAUUAUAUUUAAGACGAUUUAAUCUGUCUAAGAUUUCACAAUAAAUGCUUGCUGACUAUUUGGUA
Bactrocera oleae (olive fruit fly) is the source of this 2125-nucleotide messenger RNA. Lineage: Eukaryota; Metazoa; Arthropoda; Insecta; Diptera; Tephritidae. The record is from RefSeq and is a predicted model, not a curated record.